Aethina tumida (small hive beetle) is the source of this 1039-nucleotide messenger RNA. Its product is annotated as retinol dehydrogenase 12. The record is from RefSeq and is a predicted model, not a curated record. NCBI's taxonomy places the organism in Eukaryota, Metazoa, Arthropoda, Insecta, Coleoptera, Nitidulidae. Bases 40 to 999 code for a protein of 319 amino acids. The transcript has 4 exons.
GUGGAGGUUUUCUUCUAUUUGAUUCUCUUCAUUUCGAUAAUGUUUUUGGUGAGUCGAAAAACGUGCGGAAUAACAAACAGUCGUGUUUGUUUGUUAGGAAAAACGGCAAUUGUCACUGGUGGAAACGCAGGAAUCGGAUACCACAUCGUGGAGAACCUGGCGUCGAGAGGAUGUCGAGUGAUAAUCGCGGACAAGGAUGACACGGAAAAAACGAAAAAUCAAAUAAUCCGAACAACCAAGAAUCCGAACGUGAUCGUCAAAUAUUUAAAUCUUGCAUCGUUCGAGUCGGUGAGAAAGUUCGUCGAAGAAAUUUAUAAAACUGAGGAUCGGCUAGAUAUACUUAUCAAUAAUGCCGGAGUGGCGGUUAGUCAGGAAAUUGUAAGCGAAGACGGUCUUAAUGCCGCGUUCCAAGUCAACCAUUACGGACCGUUUUUGUUGACACAUUUGUUAGCAGAUUUGUUAAAGCGUUCGUCGCCAAGCCGUAUAAUCUUCACCAGUUCCGCGUACGCCUUCUUCAGCACUCUAACGCCGGAUAAAAUGAAUCCGACCGACUACGAAUUCGGAAACCUGAUCCGCCACCAUGAGAUCUAUGCGGACAGCAAAUUGUGUGCGAUCGUGGCAGCGCAGCAGUUCGGACGUCGACUGCGCAGCUUUGGUGUGACCGCGAACGCCGUCCAUCCCGGCUGCGUCCGGACUGGGAUCCUAAGAUGGGAACUUUUGCGUGAAAAAUGGUGGCUCAUUGGAAACUGGAUCGUUUGGGAAUUAUUGACGCACGUUGUUGGAAAGAAUGCUUGGGAAGGAUCUCAGACCAGUGUUCAUUUGGCGAUCGACAACGGAUUGGACAUGGUCAGUGGAAAACUCUUUUUUGACUGUACGGUUUCUCCUAUUUUACCUUUGAAACUUUACGACGACGAUUUUUGUGUGGCCGUCUGGAAAAAGUCCCAACAGCUUUGUGGUUUAACAGAUAAUGAAAUAUCGUUGUUAUCCCUCGAAAAUUAAAACUGUACAACGUGCAUAAUAAAUAUUACUUUGGAAUGAA